GAGAAGCACGAUUACUUUUCGUAUCAAAAUAUUGUUGAGCGAUAAAACCAGAAUUUUGUGUUUUGUCUAUAUUUUUUAAGAAUUCGAUUACUUUUGCCCAACUAAACUAUCAAACAAUUCUCCCUAAAGAAGAAUGCAACAUCAAAACUCUGGAACAUUUAAGCUAAUUGUCAACACUGACGACUACGCGUCCGACUUUAGUUAUGAAAGUGAACUUGAAAAUCGUAGAAUUAAAGUCACAGACCUAGCCUCAAAGCCACGUAAAAGCCGAGAAAAGUUACCAUCGAAACAGAAUGUUGUUACAGAAUAUGAAAAAGAAGAAUUGAGGACACAUCGCCUUCAUUUUCUGAGUUUAGAUGCUUAUUCCAGACAUAAAAAGAUGAUUAAUGACUAUCUACAGUACUACGGAGGUCGAAGAUCAGAUUUCAAACGAGAUAGCUCUAAAGAUAAAACGGACUUGGAUGUCAUACGUGAAAAUCAUCGUUUUCUAUGGGAAGAAUCAGAAGACGAAAUCGACAGUUGGGAGAAGAAAUUAGCUAAAAAAUAUUGGGAUAAACUCUACAAAGAAUACUGUAUUGCCGAUCUUAGUAGAUAUAAAGAAAACAAAAUAGGUAUGAGAUGGCGUACUGAAAAGGAGGUUGUGAUUGGAAAAGGGCAAUUCAUUUGCGGUAAUAAAAGAUGUGAAAUUCAUAAACAAUUAACAUCUUGGGAAGUCAAUUUCGGUUAUGUUGAAGAAAAUCAGGAAAAGAAUGCUCUCGUUAAAUUACGUCUCUGUCCAUCCUGUUCUGACAAACUGAAUUAUCAUCAUAAGAGGAGGAAGGCUAAAGCCAAAAAACGAAAGCAUUCCGAUUCUUCCGAAGAAGAUGAUGAAAAAGUUGAAAGGAAAAGAAAUAAAGAUGAGGAAAUUAACAGCAAAGAUAUUAAAGGGGAGAACGCAGAAGAAAGUGAUGAAUCAAAAGUGUCAUCUAAUAAAGAUGCUGCGUCAAUUUGGUCUGGCCCUGCUCCAGUUGUCGAAGAAAAAUCAAGAGAUGAUGAAUUUAAUGAUUAUUUCGAUGAAAUGUUUGAAUAA
Molecule: messenger RNA, 1069 nt
Organism: Dimorphilus gyrociliatus
Lineage: Eukaryota; Metazoa; Annelida; Polychaeta; Dinophilidae
Source: the annotation of a GenBank genome assembly